Pristis pectinata (smalltooth sawfish) is the source of this 6614-nucleotide messenger RNA. It is a transcript of the gene st8sia1, whose product is annotated as ST8 alpha-N-acetyl-neuraminide alpha-2,8-sialyltransferase 1. Gene Ontology annotation, molecular function: alpha-N-acetylneuraminate alpha-2,8-sialyltransferase activity. Gene Ontology annotation, biological process: N-glycan processing; oligosaccharide metabolic process. Bases 396 to 1400 code for a protein of 334 amino acids. NCBI's taxonomy places the organism in Eukaryota, Metazoa, Chordata, Chondrichthyes, Rhinopristiformes, Pristidae. The record is from RefSeq and is a predicted model, not a curated record. The transcript is spliced from 5 exons.
GCUUGCUUUGUGUAGUGGGCGAGAACAUUGCAUCUCCUCAAUGCACAAGACCUCUUUUUUUUGCAUCAUGGAUGCAGUAAUUUUUUUGCAUGCUGCAGAUAAGUUAUCUAACCUGAGCUGCGUAUUUAUUAUUUUGCAUUAGUGCCGUCCCCACGUUAUUAGCAAUGCAUCGAGGUUAAAAGCAAAACAAUCUUUUUUUAAAAAAGGGAGAAUCGGUUAAGAUUUAUUUGGCUUGUUUAGCAGCGACCGAAAGGCUGUAAGCUCUCAGCUUGCAAAGUCCACCAAAUGCUGCAUUGUUACAACCUUUCUCAUUGUCUGCAUCCCCAGAGACCCGGAGGACCAUGUGAAGCAGGUUACCCCCCUUCGCCCCCCUCAUCCCUCUCCUUGCACCAAGCAUGGUGCCGCGGUGGCUGUGCCCCCGCUCCCGGCUGUCGCUUGGGGUAGCCCUGUGUGUCUUUGUCCUCUGCUGGCUCUACGUUUACCCGGUUUACAGGAUCCCCAACGAGAAGGAGAUCGUCAGCGAGAUCCUGCAGCAGGCGAAAUGGAAGAGGAACCAGACAGCCGUCGCUGGUUUCAGGCGACUACUGCAGCAAUGCUGUGACACACAGAAGCUCUUUGCCGUAACAAAGCUGAACUCUCCGAUGGGAAAGAGCCUUUGGUUUGAUGGAGAGUUCCUCUACUCACUCACUAUCAACAAGGAAAUCUUCUCCAUGUUUCCCCAGGAUACACCAUUCCAGCUACCAUUGAAAAAGUGCUCAGUGGUUGGAAAUGGCGGAAUCUUGAAGAAGAGUAAUUGUGGCAGCUUGAUCGACAAGGCGGACUUUGUCAUGCGUUGCAACCUCCCUCCUCUCUCCAGUGAAUACACCAGCGAUGCUGGCUACAGAACACACCUAGUGACUGCAAAUCCAAGCAUCAUCGAGAAAAGAUUUCAAAACCUUCUGUGGUCCCGGAAGUCCUUUGUUGAGAGUAUGAAGGUGUACGGUCGGAGCUAUAUUUACAUGCCAGCCUUUUCCAUGAAGACGGGAACAGACCCAUCCUUUCGUACGUACUACACCUUGUCUGACUUCAGUGCCAACCAAACCAUACUCUUCGCCAACCCAGACUUCCUGCGCAAUGUGGAGAAGUUCUGGAAGAGCAAAGGAAUCCAUGCCAAACGUCUGUCCACAGGUCUGUUCCUGGUCAGUGUCGCCAUGGGUCUCUGUGAAGAUGUAACCCUUUAUGGAUUUUGGCCAUUUUCAAUAGACCUGCAAGGGAACAUAAUUAGCCACCACUAUUAUGACAAUGUGAUGCCGUAUUCAGGCUACCACGCCAUGCCAGAAGAGUUUCUCCAACUUUGGCUCUUGCAUAAGAGCGGCAUUUUAAAGAUGCAAAUUGGUAAAUGUGCAGAUAGCCUGAUAUAAUCUUCAUUCCAGAAGAAGGGAGAUGAAAAUUUAUACAGGUUGCUGCUGUAUCCCUUUGGGUAGAAUCUAUCAACUUGCACUGACAAGAUAUUCCAUUUUAGUAUUGAAUACUUUCCUCGGAGAAAAUUGGUGACUGAGUUUGAAGGCAGAGCAUUCCCUCUUCAUUGCCACAAACUGUGAAUGGAUUUACUACAACAACUGACAGAGUGAGCCUGGUCUCACUUCCAACACAUGACCUGCACUGUGCCUGGAAUAUUAUGUUGAAAGGCGUAAUGAGAGACUGUUGGAGGGACGGUGUCAGUUUAUACUUUUACAAGGAAACAAACAUAGUUAGUGAAUGCUUAGGAGGUUCAAAGGAUGUGUUUCCAAAAGGUUGUGUGUCUUGCAGUUGUUGCUGAAAGAUUCUCAAGGAGCAUUGAAGCAUUGGUGAAAGUAUCACCAUGUUUCAGGACUUGUCUGUCGGUUUUACUGGAUCCAGGGUCAGUCUUGGUAUGCUCUGUAAUGGUGCAUGCAUUCAACAAAUUCAUAUGAGUUCUUUUACUCAUUUCUUUUUUGUUCUUAGGAAUUGUUUUGCAAGCAUUUCAAUCACUGUAAAGGAAUUAGCUUUGUACUUUUUAAAGAAAAUGGAUCUUUUUGAACCAGCAUAAACGAGUCAAUCUCAAUCAGUUUUGCCUUAACUUUGCAGAUACAGAAUAGACUUCCACCCUUUGUGUUGGUCUAUGAAUUUUAUCAUGUCGUUCCAUUAUGAUUUCCCUUUUGUUCUAAUAUGGUCUCAAAGGUACUGUUGAUACAUCUGAUGAUUUUUCCCACAGUGGACAUGCUAUUGAACACAUAGAAAAAGACAGAAGCCCAUUAAUGUAAUAAUUUACAAAAAAACUGACAGCAGUUGAAUGCAUUUGUUUACUGAAUGGACUAAACAUCACAGUUUGGGACUUCAAAUGUUUUUUUUGUACCUCUCUCUGACAUAGGAAAGGCAAGAUAAUGAUCCGAGUGUAGGGGCUUGCUUGAUUGGCAUUCAUACUGGAGAUGGAACGGUUGAGAGCAACUUUGUGAUCUCCACAGCUAUGUAGUGGGGAUCACAAAACUGCUCUCAUCAGUUUGUACCAGCUCACGGGAGUACAGAGGGCAGAAUUACUCCGUACACUUAACAAUCAUGCAGUCUAUAUAUUGAACAAGUUAUAUUUCAGACCAAGAGUGGGAGUUAAUUGUUUCAACUCAUAUGGUAGGUUGGUAGAACAAAUCAUUGAUCUCCUGAUUUGAACCUGUGGCAGUCUUGCCUUUAAUUUUCUACCAGGUACCUCUGAUAAGAAAGAUUUGUGGGUGUAACAGCAGAGGUAAGAGUUGUCUGUCUGGUGUCAAUUUUUUUUUUAAGUAUCUUUUCUGACUCAGGUUUAAAGCUAUUUCCAAUACAUUUCUCCUUCAGUAUGGAAUUCUUUGUGAUAAUAUUUCAAAGACAGGUUACUAUUUUCUUUGUAGCAAAUCCAUGCCAAAUUCUGGGAAUAUAAGAGUUUCAGAAGCACUGUAUAUCCCUUCCAGUAAAGCUAAUUUGCCCUCACUUCACUAUUUUCUCAUGUUGCUACAGCGAAUGGAAAGGAAUAUGGGAGCUUUAUAGUGAGACAUACAGGUUUUGGGAUACUGGAUCCUUGCGACAAAUACACUUGCAUGGAUGUUUCUGAGGAAUUCUUGAUUUCACGAAACAGGUUUUGACUUUGCAAAACUUGUUGCCAAUUUGUACAUAAUUAAGAAGAAUAAGAUAAUCUGAAUGGUUUUGUGAACUUGUAAUUUGGACAAGUUGUACUUAAAUAUUCACUAGAAUCCAUCACCAAACUGCCCAGUUAACACAAGUGCAUUUGGCAUCUCUGGUAUGAAGAGCUUUUUGACUUGAAUUGGGACAGGAAGUGAUUGUUAGACUUUAAGUCCAGAUUGGUAUAAAAGUUCAAUCCCAGGGGACGGUUAGGAAUGUUGUGUUUUUAACUCGGAAACCUGCUGCUUUCCAAGCCCUACUCUCAAUCUCCUAUGUCACUGAGUAUGGAAAGUGGCAGGAAUUGGGCUGUUGGAUGGAGCAUUGUCAAAAAGGAGAAUGCUUCGCUCCUGGUCAGAAGUCAGUCCCAACCUCUGAAAGCUUCCUUCCUGCUUGCUAAAAUGGUGACGUUUUAGAAAGGAAGUAUGUGACCCACCAUGGCUCAUUGUGUGGGGAAAAUCCUAUAAAAAGAGAUAAACUAGAGGCUGCAAACUAAAUAAAAUAGGAGCAAGCCCUUGUGCGUCGAUAUAAUAAUGUCACAGAUUGUGAAUGGUAGGUGGGUGUCAUUCGAUGUGUUGUCUAUUAAGUGCUUAUGUCAAAAGCCUUGUAGUCUCUUUGAAGGUUUUAGAAAUAGAUCUUGUGGAAAGCUGUGGAUGAGUAGCAUAUCCUGUGGGGGAUGGUUGAAUAACCUGGCUUAAACAGGGUCAAAUUUAACCCAUUGAAACGUUGGGGAAAAAAGUGUUUAAAAAAAACUCUAAAUAUCCAUGUCUUUGUCCCUAUUGUCAUUAUAGCUUCCGGUUAGCAAAGUAACUGCAAAUUGUGCGUGGGAUUCUAUUCCUUCACUGUGGGUCCAAACAGUAUUAAUGUGAGAUAAAACAGAAAAACACAGAGGGAAAAUACUCAGCAAGUCAGGCAGUGUCUGUGGACGGAGAAACAGAGUUAUUGUUUCAGUACAAUGACCGUUCAUCAGAACUCUUAAUGCGUGUGCCAGUAGUUCUUUAUAUGCUGAGCUCUAGUACUUAAUUUCCUUUUAAAAGGGGCAAUUAACAGUGUUGUGUGUGCUGUGUUGACAGUAUGUGUAUGAGCCAAAUCUUGCAGCAGUAUAACGCUGCAUCUUGAGAAUACUUUAGCUACUUGGCUGUUCUUUAUUGAACAGCUGACAUGAUUUGACCUGGUUUCCUAUCUGGCUACCUCAGGUGUGUGUAUACGACUUCUAACUGCCUUAAUUAUUCUUCUGUCUGAAAAAAAUGGGAGCAAUCCGAUGGAGAAUAGAAAGGAAAAAGGCCAGAUUUUAAAGGCCGAGAUUUGAAUUGGAUGAUUUUUAUGAUUGUGAAGCAGUUAAUUUAUGGUGCGUUCCUGUCAGAAGGAAUGUAAUACCUGUUCAACAACAUAAAAGAGCUUGAUUCUGGUUCCAACUUAUGUACAACAAUGUAGUUACAGACUGAUUCUAUUAAGACUGAAUUCUGAGCAUUUUCAGUGUCCAGUAGAUUGUUCAUUAUUAAAUUGGUCAUUUGAGUUCUCUGUCUCCUUUAUUCAGAUUUAUAAUUCUAUUUUCUUUUACGUUUGAGUGUAAACAUACAAGCCAAUUUUAUUUUAAGUCUUAAUAAGUCCAGUAAUAGUUUAAUAGGUAAUGUCAUGUUUUAAGUCUCUCGAGUUCAGUCACUUUCACAAUAGAGAUAUAAGGCUUUAACAGCUGACAUUUGCACAUAUAAUCCUUAAUAGUUUCUUAAUAGGAAUUUCUGUUUUAGGACAAUGCAGCUUUAGUAUUUUCAGUGCUUUAGAUUUGUAAAUCAGAAGACACUAUUGUAUUUUAUUGAGUUUUUGAAAACCUCCGUCACAACAGAGACAAGGAAAUUACUGCAGCACCAACACAAAAUGGGUGUCCAAUUGUCAGGCAUAUGACUUUAUUGUGAACAACGCAAUCGCUGUCUGAUUGUGACCAAUUUUUAAAUGUAGCAUGUGGAUAAAAAAAACAAGACUGUAGCAUGAUGUGUUAAUGUUUUCCCUGUUCAUUUCCCCGAUAUUGUUUCUGGAAUUUUAGACCCCAUUGUAACCUGGAUCGUUUUAUAAUAUUUGUGUCAGUACGUCUUUUGAGAAGUAUGUACAGUUGGAAAUGAAACUGUAAUUUCAUGUGCAACCAGGGUGAACACUGCAUGCCAAGCAGAAGCUGCAGUGUGAAGCCUGAGUCCUGAGCUGCUGUUGUGGAUGUGAACACUUUUCAGAAGGGAGACUUCACAUUUAUUUUAAUGCAAAAUUCUUCAUAAGAGUAACAGCAAAGAUUUGUAUUUGCCGCAGGGCUUUAUUUAUGUUUGAGUUUGAUGUUUUACACAGAAUAUUGUUGAUACCGAAAUACUUUUGAUGGCGUCUUAAUUUAAAUAAGUUCUAUUUCAAAACUGAUGCCUGUAUUUUAAUGUUGUUCGUUUACUGCCUGCAGAAUUCUGACCGUCCUUCAUGUAUAUUCAGUAGCCUCAAAGGCCAAUCAGACUUUCCAGCUUUAGCUUUAAGGGCCAUGUUAGCCUGGUAACUUACUGAGUGCCAUGUUAUUUUACAGACAAUUGAUACCAGAAAGGAUUUCUUUCCAGUUCUGAGCCUUGAACUGCAGCCAAAGUUUGAAACUCUCUCGUCCACCACCCCUGGGAUCCGACUAGUGCCAGACCACUGGACCAGAGACAUUGCUCAUGAUCAUCCUCCUCUGAACAGGAGAACUGUUCUGUUUAAGGAUAGACACUUCCUGGGUCAUGUUAGGGUUCCGAGAACUCAAAGUUUCCAUAAAUUGAGAUCUGCUGAGAUAGCGGAGAUCACAAAAGUUGCACUGAUAGGUUAAUUAGCUACAGCAGAUCUGUACUACAGAUUUAAAACAUGACAGACCACAGGAGUUGCUGGACCGCAGAAUACCGUACUAGAGAGUUUCAACCUGUAUCUCAACUGCUUCUGCUUGAUUUGGUUCGAUAUCCUUACCACCUUUCCUUUCUGACCUGAUGUAUCGCUUACAGUUUGAAACUUUCAAUUGAUUCGGAAGAGAGAGUUACAGAAAUCCCAUACCCUUUGUGUGAGCCUACACUUUCUGCCAGUGGCUUUAAGUUGCCAAGCCCCGAUUUUAAGCUUCUACCCCCUUGUUCUGGACAUAACCUUUAGCUAUCAAUUAUUUGCUUCAGGUUCCACCCCAUACUCUGCGGCUGGUGGAUUUAAGCCAUGUAUUCAAAGGGACUAAAUGCCUGUGUUAAAAGAGUGAAGAGGAAUUUAACCAGUCGAGAGUAAGUGCAGUAACGUUUCCCUCAGUUAUUUUCAGGCUCACCUCUGCUGGUUCAUGAUACAAUGAUCACCAGCAUUUAUGUGAGAAGGUGACUUAGCUCCAGCUUCAACAGAUAUCUGCCCCAAUGUAAUGGCAAACAAUGGUUACCGACUGAACUUUAUAUGGAAGUUUUUAUGGAUUCAAAAUUCUUACUGGUUUGGGCCUUGUAGCUGUUGGUAGG